Molecule: messenger RNA, 948 nt
Organism: Sordaria macrospora k-hell
Lineage: Eukaryota; Fungi; Ascomycota; Sordariomycetes; Sordariales; Sordariaceae
Source: RefSeq, a predicted model, not a curated record
AUGCAGUUCCGUGCUUACACCGACCCUCUUAACGCCAACCUGUCGAACUCGAUGAACCCACCUUCGAUUCCACCGCCACCACCACCUCCUCCCCCGCUCAACAUCCCUCCUUCUCGUGCGCGUCUCCAACUUGCUGCCAGGCUAGCUAUGAACAAGCGCAACGCUGAGGCUGCAGCGAAUGGCGGACAAGAUGGCGGCUCGGCUCAGGCUGACAACUCCACCGGUACUGGUACAUUUAGCCUGCCAAAUGAAUCUGCUAGCGAUCGUCUGCGGAACCCUUUUGAAGAUGAGGACGAAGACGAGGAUGAGGAAAACGAUGGUAAUGGGUCCGGCAGCGAUGAUGGAGACAUGGAUAACACGGCUCAUAAUGGCAUGGGAGGCAGUGCGUGGAAUCGUGGGUCCUGGUGGCGUGGUAUGGUUCCUGGUGGGCAGAAGAACAAGGGCAGGGAUGAUAACCAGGAUGCGGAGAGAUUCGGGGAUGGACGCGAUAGUGAAUCUGACGAUGGAGGUGAUGGAGGUGAGGUGGUGGAUGAUAUCGAUGACGAAGAGUUUGGAGACUUUGCCAUGCCCGAGGUUGAAGGCAACGGUCAAGAUUCGGAACCUUCUCCCGGUUCGGGUGGUAUGGUCUCUGGCAUCGAUCCUGCGCGGGAGAAGAUCUUGGUCAAGCCACUCCCUGUCCAUCCCAGCAAAAGCGGUAGUCCGUUCGGUAACCUGUGGCCUUUCUCUACUCCUGGAUUCGGAAAGAAGGAUGAGAAGGAGGCUAUGGCGUCUUCGCCGGGCGAGCAGGAACCUGAGGAGCUGGACGCUAUGAUGGAGGAUCUGGUUAUUGGCGAGGACGGCAAGAAGAUCAACCGAGCGGUAGAGGCAAAGAGGAGGACAAGUAUCGAGGAUCCCGAUGACGAUGACGCGGAGGAGAUCUUUGUCAGCAGGCCAGCAGGAGCACGCUGA